Molecule: messenger RNA, 3141 nt
Organism: Teleopsis dalmanni
Lineage: Eukaryota; Metazoa; Arthropoda; Insecta; Diptera; Diopsidae
Gene: Wsck
Product: putative tyrosine-protein kinase Wsck
Exons: 2
Coding region: 503-2884 (793 amino acids)
Biological process (GO): protein phosphorylation
Molecular function (GO): ATP binding; protein binding; protein tyrosine kinase activity
Source: RefSeq, a predicted model, not a curated record
UAAGUCGGGCUUGCGACGAAACAGGUAAGACAUACAAAAUGGCCAAAACAAAACGUUACCACAUCAUUUGUCUGGCUCACACCAGCACAAAGUCGAAACGGUUAACUUAACACAGACAGCAGCGACCAGCAUGGAAAGUAAAUAUAUAAAAAUGAGAAAGUAACAACAAUAAACGAUGCGAUAAUACCGCAGUUGGGCUAAGUGAGGGUUAGAGAGUCGUGGAGCAGACGGCAGCGUAUGAGCGCAACGCUUAGUCAACCCGUAGAAUGGAUUUUAGAAUACUAAAUGAAAAAGUGUUUGCAUGAGGUGCGCGCAACGUAAUUAAAUGUUCAUGUUUUUGUUAUUGCUUCUGUAUGAAAAUUAAAUUUAAAAGUGAAAUUAAAAACGCAACGAAUAAUAAAGGUUGAAUCCGUUUUAAUUAGCGAGGUUGCACAAGAUUUCCACGGCGAUCAGUGCCUCAAUUGUUUGUGUAUCUCUUGUUGAAUCGCAACCAGCAGCAGUUAUGGCACAGAAGUCAAAAUUUUGGAUAUAUGCACUUGGCCACCGCCCAAAAAAUGCAGUAAAUAAUUUAUUAACAACAUUUUAUAUCUUAUUGAUUACUAAAUUUGGAUAUGGUGCAGCGCAAUUACUAGAGGAUACGCAAUAUUAUUACGUUGGUUGUUACACAGAGCGAACCGAUCUACCGCAAGAAUCUAUCUUCUCAAAAACGCCACAGAGCUGCAUUGAAAUCUGUGAACAUCAAACGCACAAAUACGCUAUUUUAUCGGCCGAACAAUGCUACUGUUCUGACAAUCUCAUAGCAGAAGAACGACAGGAUGAACAAUUAUGCAAUAAGCGCUGCAUGGCGAAUAAGUCACAAUACUGUGGUGGUGCAGGUGUGCACAGUUAUUAUAUUAUCAUAACAGCGCGGGACGCUUCUCCAAACAAUCUCAAAGUUACGAAUGCUACAGAAAACAGUCUCACUAUAACAUGGCAGGCAGUAUUAUCCAUAAAACGUACUGCACCUGGCAUGAAUGCAGCUCAAACACUGGAAGUCACUAACUACCUCAUCAAGUAUGAAGUAAUGCAUACAUAUUCCUCGCUGCCAUUUUUUCCGCAGCAUGAAUUCAUCUUGCAAAGCACAGAGCAAAGUUUUGAAAUCACUGAUUUGCAUCCAGCCACCGAUUAUAAUAUAAGCGUGGACGCUAUGUGUGGGGAACUGACGUGUGGUAGUGCAUCUGUCGUUGGCAGCACUAUUGUAGGCACACCGAGUCCUACGCCACGUCAACCCCGUAUUUUGGCCACCACUGAUGAAACUAUUUCAAUUGAAAUUCCGCCGAUCAAAAAUGACAAUGGACCUGUAACGAGAGUUUUGAUUAUUGUGGAACGUUUAGAUGAUUUACUAAGUCAGCCAUUUGAUAGCGAUUUGCUUGGUACUUGGCAGAGUGCACAAAAGAAUGGUGUACCUUAUUACAUAACCGGUGAGCUGGAUUAUCAACAGACAGAUCAAAAUCGUUCCCGAGAUUUUGUUGUUGGAGACGGAAAACGUUAUGGAGCAUAUUCAAAUCCAGUGUUAGACAACAAAAAAGGUCAUGUUCACAUUAGUCUCGGAAUAGUAAGCAUUUUGAAUGGUAAUACAAAGACACUUUACACACACAGCACACAUGAUCAGCAUCAAACUUCUUUAGAUGACUUCACUUAUGCAACCUUCGAUUCUGGACGUGAAUCCAUCAUAGCUUUAGCGGUUACAUGUGUUAUAUUUGGCACAUGCCUAGUUCUUAGUUUGAUGACGUAUUUCUAUCUGCGCUACAAAACUUGUCAAAGUCGCGGUGGCUUAGGAAACGCACAUGAAAUGACCAUGCAAGUGCCAAUCAUAGAACGUGAGAAUAAUGGAUUUGUAGUCGAGGACGAUUUACCCACUGCCGAUAACUUUAAACAACAAUUAGAUGAGAUAGUUACAAGCUUAGAGAACACUCAACGAUUGCACAGAAAUGCACUGCGCAUGAAUGUUAACGAUAUUGUGGCCGAAGGUCGCUACGGUGAGGUAAUAACAGGCAAACUAAUUUCCUCUAGUGUUCCGGAAGUUAAUUAUGAUUGCCAGUUGCAUGUACUAUCGCUUGAUGAUCUGUCCAGCAACGAUCAAGCACAUUUGUUGAAAGAUUUUCGCAAUUUGUCGCGUCUGCAACGUCAUGAACACAUUUUGGACUUCUAUGGCGUUUCAGCCAGUGCAGAUUGGUUUUAUAUUGUGUUCGAAUAUCAGGCUGUCAGUUUAAAGCGUCGUCUAAUAGAGAGUCGACGUGCGCCUAAUAGUGCACCCGCAGAACGCAUUUCAUCAUUGACAGAGCAACUAGUGCUGCAGUGGAUUUAUGAGAUCACCAAUGCCAUGGAAUACUUAAAUAGCUGCAAAAUUGUACAUAAAGAGCUGUGUACGCAUAGCGUAUUUGUAACAGCAGAUUCGAAAAUAAAACUUUCGAUAUUUGGACCCAUACCGUUUGCAAGCAAUCGACAAAAGGUAGACAUAACACGAUGGUUGGCACCUGAAACACUGCGUCAUCAACAUUAUUCCACCAAAUCGGAUGUCUGGUCAUUUGGUUGUGUGGCUUGGGAGUGCUGUACGUUGGGUGGCACGCUUUACGCUAACAUCGCUAACAGUCAGCAAUUAUUGGAUGCGAUUAAGUGUGGGGCGCGACCUGUACAACCUGAUUUCGUAUAUCAGGAUCUUUAUCAGUUGCUAUUGAAUUGUUGGCAACUUGAGCCUAGUGAACGUACUACAUUCGAUGACAUUGCUUACAAUGUACGGCAACUAAUGACUUCGCCAAAGCAUGCACUUUGCUUUGAUCGUACACCAAAUAAUGCAAUCGAUACGCUGCCAUAUUAUUUACCAAUGCUUGAAACACUCAACUAAGGUGAGACUGUCGAAGGGCAGCAUUUGCAACUGCAAUGCUGUAGAAGAUUUAUGAGUGUCGUAGGAAUGCAUGUGCAUCAUAUUUGGAUUUAGUAUUUCUUGUAAAUUUUACGAACAUUUAAAAAUAAUAAUUUAAUUAAUUAAAUGACACAUGAAUUGGACAAUGCCAAGAAUUUUUCUGUAAAUAAAAACUAAACUGUGACCAUUUUAUUUAGACUUUAUGUUUGUCAAGAGCAGAAACGCUGCUAAAAACUUAU